Episyrphus balteatus (marmalade hoverfly) is the source of this 741-nucleotide messenger RNA. RefSeq names its product general odorant-binding protein 99a-like. Gene Ontology annotation, biological process: sensory perception of smell. The transcript has 2 exons. Lineage: Eukaryota; Metazoa; Arthropoda; Insecta; Diptera; Syrphidae. The coding region runs from base 86 to 523 and encodes 145 amino acids. Gene Ontology annotation, molecular function: odorant binding. The record is from RefSeq and is a predicted model, not a curated record.
UCUUCCUAUAAAAGCUGUAGCUUAACUCAAUUUUGCAUCACAAUCAGUCAUCCUAUCCUGCUUCAUAAACAAAAGUUGCAAUUCCAUGAUGAAGUUUUUAAUAGUAAUUCUGUCACUGAUAGUUCUUACUUCUGCCGAAUGGAAACCAAAAUCUCGUGAACAAAUGAAACAAUUCCGUGUGGAAUGUGUCAGAGACUUGAAUCUUCCACAAAACAUUGUCGACAAACUUAAUCGUCAGGAAUAUCCAGAAAAUAAUGAAUACGUUAUGGAAUAUAUCUUAUGUGGUGCUCGUAAAUCAGAACUUUGGAGCGAUAACGAAGGUUGGUUAUCGGAACGAAUUUUGCGACUUCUUGGUAAUGAUAAAACACUGAACAAAGAAGAAGUACGAUCAGUAAUUGAUGGCUGUUUGGAUGAUAAUAGUCAAGGCAGUUCAUUGCAAGAAUGGUGUUUCCGCAACUUUAAGUGUUUGGCCGAUAGCAAGUUGAGAGGUUUAAUGAGAGGAAUGAUGCAAAAAUUAAAUUGAUUUAAUAAUUUCUGUCUAUGAAUUUUAUUUUUUUUUUUUACAAUUUUUAAUCGAAUAAAGUGUACUUUUUUAAUAAAUUGAAUUAACAUUUAAUGCUACAAAAUCAAGAAAACGCAUUUUUUCGUCGGUGUACCUCAGGGCUACCUUUUGUAACCGACCUUUUUUCUGUUAAUCCUACAAAGCGAAUCAUUGUAGAAAAUAAUUAUUGAUUUUUUUUU